Tribolium castaneum (red flour beetle) is the source of this 1170-nucleotide messenger RNA. RefSeq names its product decorin. The transcript has a single exon. Bases 1 to 1170 code for a protein of 389 amino acids. The record is from RefSeq and is a predicted model, not a curated record. NCBI's taxonomy places the organism in Eukaryota, Metazoa, Arthropoda, Insecta, Coleoptera, Tenebrionidae. Gene Ontology annotation, molecular function: protein binding. Gene Ontology annotation, cellular component: extracellular matrix.
AUGGCGAGACGGGUAAUAACACGAAUUGUGGCCUUGCUGUGUUUUGUGGUCGAAAGUGAGGAAAAAUGCAAAGUGGUGCAGAAAACUAGUUUUUGUGACAGUUUGCAAGACUUGUACCGUAAUGGUAGCUUACAAGAGAGGGUGAUUGUUGAGCAAAAGAGCGGCCUUGAACCAUUCAUACUUCUACCAAAUGAAAGAGCAAAGGAUAUCAAGUUUCUGACGAUAAAUCGAGCUAUAAAUAACCUAGCCAAUCAUGUGUUUAAAAAUUUUAUUCACUUGGAACGGCUCAUUUUAUCUUACAACGAACUGGAGGCACUACGAGACCAACAAUUCCAAAACCAAAAUUUGCAACUGUUACAAAUUUACGACUGCGGUGUCAAAACCAUUGAACCUUUAACCAACUUGCCCAAAUUAACCAAACUACGAAUAACACAUAACAAACUGGCAAAAAUACCGACAAACAUUUUCAGUAACUUGCCACUUGAGACUUUGGCCUUGUCCCAAAACCAGAUCACCACAAUCGAAAAAUUCGCCUUUGCCAACAUGACAAAACUGAAAAAACUUUUUCUGGAUGGAAACAACCUGACCGGAUUUAACGUCCCGGAUUAUGUCACACGACCGGAAACCCUAGACCGGCUUUGGUUACACCAAAACCAACUCCCGGAACUUACAAAUUACAUGCUUGAAGGCUUGACAAACUUAAAAAUUUUGAACCUUGGUUUUAACUCAAUUUCACGAAUUGAACCGAAAACUUUUGAGCAAACCCCAAAAUUGGAGAAUUUAGUUUUGACCAAUAACCAAUUGACAAGCAUCGAUGGUGCAGUUUUGCCAGCAACAGGACUCCAAAACUUGAAAAUUUUGUAUUUGGAUCACAACAGACUGAUGUUUUUGUCGUCGAAUUUUCUGUUUCGUUUGAAUUCGUUGAAGGCGAUGUCGAUCGGAGGGAAUCCGUGGCAGUGUCCGUGUCUGGAUUUGGUCCUGAGGUGGUUGUAUGAUAACGAAGUGGGACUGAAGUGCGAUAAGGAUUUUUUUGGGGGGAAAAGACCCGUUUGUGUGGUGCCUUCGAGGAGAAACAGUGAUGUUUGUGUGUAUUCGUAUGACCAGAAGAGUUACGAUUUGUUUGAGAGUGGUUACAAGAGCUACCCUUCUGUGGAUUAUUGUUUGCUUUAG